CUAUCCCUGUGAGUGUCCGGGGUGAGGGGAUGUCAAUCAGCCUGUUGAUUUUCACCUCCUCUGUGGCAGACCUGAGAAAAGGAAGUGGGGCAGGGCUGCUCCCCCCACCCCGGCCUGCCCACAACAUGAAGGCUUCCUGUGGCGAGAACAAAAACCAGGUGCCGUCCCCGGCGGCCCCCAGAGCCGGCCGGAGGGGAGCAUGGACGGGCCCCAGCCCCUGGGCCUGCUCCUGGCGCUGCUGAGCCUCUGCAUCACUGCGGGGACCCCUGAGGUGUGGGUGCAAGUUCAGAGGGAGGUCGCCACGGUCACGUCCUUCACUGUCCGCUGUGGAUUCCUGGGCUCCGGCUCUAUCUCCCUGGCGACUGUGAGCUGGGGGGGCCCCGAUGGGGCCGGAGGGGCCAAGCUGGCUGUGCUGCACCCAGAAUUGGGCACCCAGCACUGGGCCCCCGCCCGCCAGGUCCACUGGGAAACCACAACCAGCCUCUCCCUCACCCUGGAAGGCUCCGAGGGGAGAAGCCCCAGCCCCAACACCACCUUCUGCUGCAAGUUCGCGUCCUUCCCCGAGGGCUCCCAGGAGGCCUGUGGGGACCUUCUCAGCACAGACCAAGGGCUCCCUACCCCAACCUCAGCCCCCUUUCUGCGGGCAGACCUGGCGGGGAUCUUGGGGGCGUCAGGGCUCCUCCUCUUUGGCUGCUGCUUCCUCCUGCACCUCCUGCUUCGACAGAAGCACUGGGCUGUCCCUAAGCUUCAGCCGCCCCUCGCCAGCCCCCAGACGCAGGUGCAAGCUCAGGCAGUGGGCCGAGCCCCCCUGGCCCUGCACAUGCCUUACACCACCGUCCAAGCCAGUUACCUCCGCCCGGCAGCCCUGGAUAUGGCCCACCACCACCAGCAACUCUCCCCCCGGGCGCCGCUGUCCGCCGCUGCCCGCAGCAGCUUCAUCUGUGUUGAGAACGGACUCUAUGCCCAGGCAGGAGGGGGGUCUCGCCACGCUGGCCCCAUCCUUGUCCCUUUCCCCAACCCCCCGGAGCGCAGCACCAAGGAGGGGCACUUGGGAGGGGUGCAAUGAGAGAAACCGCAGGGGCCCGUGACACCUGGGCCUCUGGGACCCACGCGCCCCCUGCCGCGUCUGCGCUCCGGGCCCCUCCGCCUUCACACAUCUUGUUUCAUUCUCGGGGCUCUGAGAAGUGUCUCCACACAGACAGGGACAGGGGGAGCCCGCUUGCUGCGGAUGUGGGCAGCGUGUGCGCGUGUGGAUGUGCGUGUGGGUGUGCGUGUGUACGUGAGGUGGCAAAACCCCAUCCAGGUGGCUUCCUGUUUUGAGCGCUACCCCAGAUCUCCCAGGUGAUGUCAGUAAAUAAGUCAGCA
Molecule: messenger RNA, 1365 nt
Organism: Choloepus didactylus (southern two-toed sloth)
Lineage: Eukaryota; Metazoa; Chordata; Mammalia; Pilosa; Megalonychidae
Gene: PVRIG
Product: PVR related immunoglobulin domain containing
Exons: 5
Coding region: 200-1066 (288 amino acids)
Biological process (GO): negative regulation of T cell receptor signaling pathway
Cellular component (GO): plasma membrane
Molecular function (GO): signaling receptor activity
Source: RefSeq, a predicted model, not a curated record